Molecule: messenger RNA, 1242 nt
Organism: Macaca mulatta (Rhesus monkey)
Lineage: Eukaryota; Metazoa; Chordata; Mammalia; Primates; Cercopithecidae
Source: RefSeq, a predicted model, not a curated record
CCCCUGACUUGAUGGAACACACCCAGUGACUCCUCCAUAAUGAAAGCCUCAUUCAAAGGCCUGUGAAUCAGAGGAUUCUGUAAAGAAGUUACCUUAAUCUAGAUGCCCGUGACUUGAUGGAACACACCCAGUGACUCCGGGAAGAGGAUCUGGACGUCUCCAGAGCAGCGCGGUCCCAGGAGACACGCACAGAGGGCCACGGCCAGGGCCGGAACGGUCUGUUCAGUGCAGCCAUGGGGGACGUUCUGGAACAGUUCUUCAUCCUCACAGGGCUGCUGGUGUGCCUGGCCUGCCUGGUGAAGUGCAUGAGAUUCUCCAGAUGUAUUUUACUGAAUUACUGGAAAGUUUUGCCAAAGCCUUUCUUGCGGUCAAUGGGACAGUGGGCAGUGAUCACUGGAGCAGGCGAUGGAAUUGGGAAGGCGUACUCAUUCGAGAGCGGACUACGGGGAGGAGUGUGAAGAUUAUACAAGCAGAUUUUACCAAAGAUGACAUCUACGAGCAUAUUAAAGAAAAACUUACAGGCUUAGAAAUUGGAAUUUUAGUCAACAAUGUCGGAAUGCUUCCAAACCUUCUCCCAAGCCAUUUCCUGAACGCGCCAGAUGAAAUCCAGAGCGUCAUCCAUUGUAACAUCACCUCCGUAGUCAAGAUGACACAGCUAAUUCUGAAACAUAUGGAAUCAAGGCGGAAAGGUCUCAUCCUGAACAUUUCUUCCGGGGUAGCCCUGUUUCCUUGGCCUCUCUACUCCAUGUAUUCAGCUUCCAAGGCAUUUGUGUGCACAUUUUCCAAGGCCCUGCAAGAGGAAUAUAGAGCAAAAGAAGUCAUCAUCCAGGUGCUGACCCCAUAUGCCGUCUCGACUGCAAUGACAAAGUAUCUAAAUACCAAUGUGAUAACCAAGACUGCUGAUGAGUUUGUCCAAGAGUCACUGAAUUAUGUCACAAUCGGAGGUGAAACCUGUGGCUGCCUUGCCCAUGAAAUCUUGGCGGGCUUUCUGAGCCUGAUCCCGGCCUGGGCCUUCCACAGCGGCGCCUUCCAAAGGCUGCUCCUGACACACUAUGUCGCGUACCUGAAGCUCAACACCAAGGUCAGGUAGCUGGGCGGCGAGGAGUCCAGCACAGCCUUCUCCUCACCAGUCCCAUGCUGGCUGAAGAGGACCAGAGGAGCAGACAGCACUUCAAUUUAGUCUGCUGAAGAUGAAGGGGCUGGGGUCACACAGGCUUAGAAUACACAUUUUUUGCCACUUUA